Microstroma glucosiphilum is the source of this 1920-nucleotide messenger RNA. RefSeq names its product nucleotide-diphospho-sugar transferase. NCBI's taxonomy places the organism in Eukaryota, Fungi, Basidiomycota, Exobasidiomycetes, Microstromatales, Microstromataceae. The record is from RefSeq and is a predicted model, not a curated record. The coding region runs from base 1 to 1725 and encodes 574 amino acids. The transcript is spliced from 2 exons.
AUGGCUCACGUCAAGGAUGGCAGAGGGAGCGCUUCGUCCUCGAUCAGCAGCCUGGACUCCUUUAGGAGCUCUGCAGAAAAGGGAGCACUGCUAGACCUCGAAAGGGGCACAGCAGGAUCCACCGUCAAGCAAUCCCUUACUCUAUCUUCGCGUAUCCGCCAAUGGAUCGAUGGUCAUUAUAUCCUCACCAAGAAAGACCCGGAAGUUGUCCUUCCACAGGCUCCUAGCGACAAGGACAAGUAUGGCUACAUACAAACUCGUAGGCCCUUCUUCCUUGCCUUGGGCCUCUUUGCCUUCUUGUCCUCCAGUGCUGGUCUAUGGCUCUUCGCACUCUGUGCCAACUACUUCAUCUGGUAUGCACCUGUCGUAUUCGUCCUACAAGUCCAUAUCUUCUUGUCUUACGGACUUGGCGCAUGUGCAAAGGACUUCGACCUCAAGAAACAUAACGAGCUGCUGCAACAGUAUCCCGUCACAGGCAACCAUACUUCGGUUGACAUCUACCUCCCAGUCUGCAAAGAACCUCUCAUCGUUCUCCGCAAUACUUGGAAGCACGUCAGGAAAGUACAAUGGGCCCAUGGCACCUUGACCGUUCACGUCCUCGAUGACGGCGCCAUGGACGAAGUCAAGGCCAUGGCCGAAGAGUUCGGCUUCAACUACAUCCGACGUGACGACAGGCCAUACUUCCGCAAAGCUGGCAACCUGAGGUAUGCCUUUGCCAGGACUUCGGCAGACUUCUUCGUCAUCUUCGACGCAGACUUUUGUCCUCGACACGACUUCUUGAACGAAUUGAUGCCUCGCAUGCAACACGAUCCCAAGAUUGCCAUCAUACAGACACCGCAAUUCUUCAAGACGACAAAGGAGAAUACUUGGAUCGAACGAGGCUGCAGCGAAGUCCAAGAGCUCUUUUAUCGUUGGGCACAAGUCAACAGGGACCGAUGGAAUGCUUCCAUUUGCGUCGGGUCCAAUGCUCUGUAUCGUCGACAGGCCCUCGUUGAAGUCGGUGGCACUGCUCUUGUCGGCGCCUCCGAGGAUGUUCACACUGGAUUCUUUGCAAUUACUCGAGGCUGGACUCUCCGCUACAUUCCAAUCUGCCUUGCCGCGGGCAUCAGUCCUGAUACCCCUAGAGCCGCAUUCUCGCAGCAGAUUCGAUGGUCGCAAGGCUCAACUUCUUUGCUGUUGAACGGAGAAUUCCACAAGGCUCGCCUGGGCUUCAUGACAAAGGUGUCUUUCUUUAGUGGAAUGCUUUACUAUUGGACAACCUCAAUCUCGUGCUUUACGAUUCCACUACCUGGAUUACUCCUCGUUUGGUGCCGACCAGAGGUCGUCAGGUACUAUAACCUUGCUUUUGCGGCCCCUUCCCUCAUCUACGCUCUCCUCGUCUACCGCAUCUGGUCAGUGGGUGCGCACUCGGUCGCCACCGAGCAGAUUCGUGUACUUCAAGCCUACGCCUACUUAUUCGGUAUCAAGGAUCGCAUCCUCGGCAAGACGCAUGAAUGGGUCUCGUCAGGUGCGGGGGCAAAAUCCGGCAAGAAGACGAAUACCUACGCUAGGGCAAGAGCAUUCGCCACCUGCUGGACUGUUCUAUAUCAAAGCGCUUGGAUUUCAGGCGUUGCGUACCGCCUCAUCGCAAGAGACCUUUCAUGGUGGCAGGUCUUUCCUCAGAUCUUGCUCUACUCCUUUGACCUCUACGUCACCCUUCCUUUCUUGCUGACCCCGGCGUACUGAACUCAGGGACAUUACCCGUCUUCCCGGGAUUGCUUUUCCCAACAACGCUUAGGUUUGAGCCUCGACAGGUGCUGCAAAGGGGUCAUACUUCGGGGUUUUGUAUCCACUCAGAACUUAGCAGCAGCGAAUCAGGUUCGCAAGGUAAACAUCUCGUCUUGCAGAGAUCAGCCGAUUUCAUGUAUCAAGCUCCAUUCC